Messenger RNA from Eruca vesicaria subsp. sativa (arugula), 3867 nucleotides. The record is from the annotation of a GenBank genome assembly. Lineage: Eukaryota; Viridiplantae; Streptophyta; Magnoliopsida; Brassicales; Brassicaceae.
AAAAUAGAGACCAGAAAGAGAGAGAAUGAGGAGGAAUCAGAAAAUGGAUAUUUGAAUUUUCCAAAAAAGCAACGUUGUUCGAUCUUUGCAAGUUUUUCAAAUCUCUCUUGAGGAGAUGAUUUCGGUGAGCAGCAGCGAUGCUAGAAGCGAAAUAGGGUUAGGGUUUGGUGGAAUUGAGGAAGAAGAUAUGGAGAUUGAUGAAGAUAGCGACUUUGGGGAGGAAGAAAGCACACAUUCUUAUGUUUCUUGCGUUGACCCUGACGUUGCUCUCUCUUAUAUUGAUGAGAAGCUAGAGAACGUGUUAGGACAUUUUCAAAAGGAUUUUGAAGGUGGAGUCUCAGCUGAAAAUUUAGGUGCAAAGUAUGGUGGCUAUGGUUCGUUUUUAUCUAUGUAUCAAAGAUCUCCUGCUUGUAAGAGUCCACCACAAGUUCAAAACCAAGUGGUGGGUCAAUCUAAGUGCUCAGCUUCACCUUCAAAAGCUCCCCCUCCUCCUCCUGCUUCUGAUGUUCUGGUCAAGCUGAAAAACUUGGUCAAAUCAAGUAAUGAUAGCAAACAAAAACCUGUCACCAAAACGUCUCCUUCUCCUUCUUCUUCUGCUCCAUCGAAUCAUAAGACACUCAAACUCCGUAUCAAAGUUGGUUCAAAAAGUGACCUCUCACUGAAAAACGUUUCAACCUAUAAUGGUAAACAAGGCACUCUCAAUAUGCCACCAUCGACGUCUCGGGCUAAUGGCAUCUCAGAAGUUGAAGAAGGGUUACUGAAUGGGUCGCCUACUAAGAUUCUUAUGGCUAUGGUGUCGUUCCCUUUGCAUAAAGAUCAGCUGUUAUCACCUCUCUCUGAUGAUCUUAUUCAGUUGGGAAAGAAAGGACACAUCAUGAAAGAUGCUCAAACGUGUGUGAAGAAGGAAAAUUUAGAGUAUCAUAUUGUAUCUGAUACUGAAAAAGAGGCUGAUAAACAGUCAUGUGAGGAGCUUGUUACUGAGACUAUGAAGCUUCCUCUCUUGUCCUGUCUAUCACCGUCGUCUAACCACCGGUCUAAAGAGAUUGAUAAGAUAUCAGAUUCUUAUGUGGAGGGUACAUUAAGAGGGAUGAACAACACUGACCUAGAUGCACCUUUGAUGGUUUCAAAGCCUGACCUGGAAGAUACUAAUGUAGUAGCAUUUUCAGAUCGAAGUGUUGAGGGAACUGAAAGAGUUAACACAAGAAAAGACGUGGAAGAAGGUGAAGCACUAAACUCGCCGGAAAGUAAAUCAAAGCGAGAGAAAGCUCCAGGUAUUGAACAUGUAGAAGACCCUUCUGUGGUAAAGUUUAGUAAGAGUGAGACAAAGAAUGAAGAACAAACUUUGAAGUCAAAACUUCCUAAAGCACAGAAGUCACAAAAAAGUUCAAGCAGGAAUAGUUUGAGAGGCAAGGAUGCUGGUGUAGGUAUAACUGACACGAAUCCACCAGUUAAAUUGCAAGAAGAUACUGGAUUAUCCGAAGAUGUGUUAGGAGGAAUGAAGAAUGUGGGAAUGGAACCUGAAAGUGGGACUUGUAAGAAGCCAAAGACUGGAAAAUCAAGAUUUUCUGCUGUAGACCAACCUGGAUCCAACAAAACUAUGACUACUCAAGCCGCCUCAGCUCAAAAAGUAAAGGAUAUUGGUGAGCCUUCCCCUCGUGAUGAACAUGAAGACAGAAAGAGGAAACAGAAGGAGAAUACAGAAAGUGGAGAUUGUAGGAGAGAAGCCGCAGUAAUGGAGUCAAGAAAGGAAAAGAGGCUUAAGGGUUCGAGUUUUGAUAGGGACAGAGGAGUUAGUCAGGAAAAUGGUAGAGAUAGUGCUUCUCAUCAACCUCUUACUAUGUCCUCUCCAAGUUUAUUAUGUAAGGAUUUGGGUUCUGAAAUUAUUGUCCAAGAAGCCAAAGGUUCUCUAGUUGAAUCACUAGCUCCUUCAGCUUUAGACCCACGUGAGCUUAAAUCAGAAAGAAUUUCAGAGCGGGAUAAACACCUUGAUGCUGACUCUACUGCUGGUGAUACGCGAAAAAGAUGCCGAGAAGGUGAAGGUUAUGUUACUAUGGAUAAACCAGGGACAACAAAGAAGGCUGCAGAAAGUUCCAAGGAUUGUAAUGAGCAGACCACACACUCGUGGGACAAAGAAAGAGCAGACGGUGAGAAUUGUUCGACUGACAAAUAUAUACCACAAAAGUCAGGGAGAUAUUCUGAGAGUAUAUCUCAACGAAAGAACAGAGAAGGGGGGUCAUCUGCACCGUUGAAAGAGAAUCAAAGGGGUGCAGCCAAUGAAGUGCAAGAUCUUGGCGCUGCUGUUCAAGUAAAAACAAAAGAAAGCAGAAGCAAGAAAAGACCUGCUAGAAAAGUGUCUAUGGAGAGUAAUAAAGAAGACUCAAGGGGACAUCAAGAUCCUAUUAAUAAGCUAGAUUCAAAUAGUACAGACCAAGUUGAUGUCUUGAACCACGGCAGGGAGAUAUCAACUUCAAAGACAAAGGUAAUGAGAACUGAUAACCAUGAUGUUGGUUCGCGAAGUCGAAAGCUAAACGGAAGUACACGUAAUGAUCAUGUUGGCUCAAGCCCUUUGAAAAAGGAAUAUACGAGUCAGGCUGCAUCCAACUCAAUCAAAGAGGCUACAGACUUGAAACACAUAGCUGAUCGUCUUAAGAAUGCUGGGAACAAUCACGAGAGCAUUGGUUUUUACUUUCAGGCAGCGCUUAAGUUUCUUCAUGGUGCCUCCCUUUUGGAGUCCUCUGGCACUGAGAAUGCCACACAUAAGAGCAUUGCCACAUCCAAGCAUAUCUAUGGCAGCACAGCAAAACUUUGCAAGUUCUGUGCUCAUGAAUAUGAGAAAGAUAAAGAUAUGGGGGCUGCUGCUUUGGCUUAUAAAUGUAUGGAAGUGGCUUAUCUAAGGAUAACUUAUUCCUCUCAUGGAAACAUAAACAGAUACAAAUCUGAGUUGGAAUCAUCUCUGCAAGUGAUUCCUUCAGGUGAAUCUCCUUCCUUUGCUUCUGAUGGUGAAAACCAAAACAAGACAUUGGCAGCAGAGAAGGUUGCCUUGUCCACCCCUGUGAGGUCAUCCCCUAAAGUAACCGGCAAUCAUGUUCUCACUUCAGGAAACAAUUCCUCUCUUUCACAGCUUUUGACUUUUUCGCAAAACGUAAGCCUUGCAAUGGAUGCAUCGAGAAAAGCACAGACCGCGUUUGCAGUUGCAAAGGGAAAAUGUUCAGACACCAGAUACAGUAGUAAUGGCAUAACAUCCAUCAAAAGGGCUCUUGAUUUCAGUUUUCAGGACAUGGAGAAGCUGGUGCAUGCGGUGAGGCUUGCAAUGGAAUCCAUAAACCGGUGAUCAUAUGAAUUAUGAUCACACCUUGUACAAGUAACUUUAAUUUCAUAGGGGGGUGGGUCAUACUCAGAGCGGAGAAAAGAAGAGAAGGGGAAAAGCCACGUUUGAGUUUUGCUUGGAAAAUUGAAGACUUAUUAUAAACUUGUUUCACUGCGUAAGUGUAUAGUGUUAGGACUUUAUUUGUGAGAGACUUGACGAAGAUUUAAAGUUUUAUCGUCAUGUGUUGUGCAUAUACAAUAUAGUAUAUUAGUAUAAAAGAAGUAAAGAACUUUAGGAAGAGGUUAACAAGAACUAGAACUAAAUUUACUCAACUUUUGUUUCUUUCUAUUCGUUUCAUCCAUAUUUUAUGAGACAAUAAGAUUUGAAUUAUUUUUGUAAAGAACGACAGUAAAAGAGUAACUACCACAUUUAAUAUCAGAAAAGUAUUAUUAAUUUCGUCCGAAAAGAAAAACGAAAGAGAAGAAUGUAUUAAAGACAGAAAACUAAAUAACUCUUUGACUAAGCGACAUAUUUGUAAGUGUUGGGAUUUUCAGUAUCCC